GUCGCAGACGGGAGACAAGAGGAUGAAGCAGAACUCAGAAGGGGCAGGGAGCGGGGAGAAGAGGGGACGAGCCACUGAAAUUCACCAACCCUGGGGCGCUGGGAAAGAGGCAGUGAGAGUGGACGAAUGGACCAGCCCUAGGCAAUCAGGGGUUGAUGGGAAAGGGACGCCGGGGGCUUUCCCAGCGGCAGGAUCGGACUCUCGCGUGGCGGCGCUGAGUCUCGGUCCGGUCGGUCCGCUCUCCUUUUCCCGCUGGUCACAGAUGCUGAAGCCGUUGGUGGAGAAGCGGCGCCGGGACCGCAUCAACCGCAGCCUGGAAGAGCUGCGGCUUCUACUGCUGGAGAGGACCAGGGACCAGAACCUCCGGAACCCGAAGCUGGAGAAAGCGGAGAUUCUGGAGUUCGCCGUGGGCUACUUGAGGGAGCGAAGCCGGGUGGAGCCCCCGGGGGCUCCCCGGUCCCCAGGCCAGGACGCCGAGGCGCUCGCCAGCUGCUACUUGUCCGGUUUCCGCGAGUGCCUGCUUCGCUUGGCGGCCUUUGCGCACGACGCCAGCCCGGCCGCCCGCUCCCAGCUUUUCUCCGCGCUGCACGGCUACCGGCGCCCCAAACCGCCCAGGCCAGAGGCCGUAGAUCCAGGGCUCCCAGCGCCGCGCCCACCGCUGGACCCUGCUGCACCCAUCCUUGGCCCCGCGCUGCACCAGCGCCCCCAAGUGCACCAGGGCGCCCCUAGUCCCCGCUGCGCUUGGUCCCCAUCCCACUGCUCCCCUCGCGCCGGCGAUUCCGGCGCGCCGGCGCCCCUCACCGGACUGCUGCCGCCGCCGCCGCCGCCUUACAGACAAGACGGGGCGCCCAAGGCCCCGCCACUCCCACCGCCCGCCUUUUGGAGACCUUGGCCCUGA
This is a messenger RNA of Alexandromys fortis (reed vole), 898 nucleotides long. RefSeq names its product hes family bHLH transcription factor 7 (gene Hes7). Bases 23 to 898 code for a protein of 291 amino acids. Gene Ontology annotation, biological process: regulation of transcription by RNA polymerase II; anterior/posterior pattern specification; regulation of neurogenesis. The record is from RefSeq and is a predicted model, not a curated record. The transcript is spliced from 3 exons. NCBI's taxonomy places the organism in Eukaryota, Metazoa, Chordata, Mammalia, Rodentia, Cricetidae. Gene Ontology annotation, cellular component: nucleus. Gene Ontology annotation, molecular function: protein dimerization activity; RNA polymerase II cis-regulatory region sequence-specific DNA binding; DNA-binding transcription factor activity, RNA polymerase II-specific.